AUUCAAGGGAGCUUGUUCUUAUUCCACUUCUUCUAUAAACCUAAAGGUUUAUAUACUAGUUAAAUAUCAGAUUGACUGGAUCAAUCUGAUCCUUAUACGGAAUUUAUUCCAUAUCUGAAGCUCCAUAUUUUACAUGGUCGAGCCUCGAUUCACAACACCUGGUACCUAUGCAUACCUGGCUCACUUGUACCCCCUUAUGAAGAACUGCUGUUUUUGAAGUGGCAUUUGGAGAUCACUUAAAGAGUUUGCAAGCUGCCAGCUAGUAUUCUAGUGCUAUAUGGAGCACUGAUGUCCUUUACUGAAUCUUAAACAUGUUCGCACAUGCUCCCAAUACUCUGCAGCUGGAGCUGAAGAGCUCUGAUGAAGAUAUCUACCGGAUUCAGGUGGCAUGGCCUUUAGCCUGGGACCACCCUAAGGGCCCUGACUAUAGUGCCUCGAUCAUUUACGUGCUUGAUGGCAAUGCGCUCUUCUUUACAACAACAGAAGCGUCCCGCCGUAGUGCAAUGCUGCCCACAAGUGAUAAUGCGAUUGUGGUAGGGAUUGGGUAUCCAGUUGAAGACAGUCCAUACAGCUCCCGAAGGCAUUAUGAUUUCACACCACCAUGCGAUAGCUACGUAGCGCCAUGCGGGAUUGAUGGCCGGCAACAAACUUCACCGCACGGCGGUGCAACGCGGUUUCUUGAAUUCAUAGUCGAUGUUGUGCGACCCACAUUGUUGUCAGAUGUUUUCUCUGGCCUAUGUGUGCAGAAAGAGAUCCUCAUGGGUCAUUCGCUGGGCGGGCUAUGCACACUACAUGCGCUGUUCGAGAGCACAACACCUUUUGAUACCUUCAUUGCCCUUAGUCCUUCAAUAUGGUGGAACAAUGAGUUUAUCCUAAAAGAUGCAGAGCGUUUCUUGAAGCAGCGUCUGGAUGGUGUAGAGUCUAAGCCACAUACGAUAUCGCCUACUCUGAUGAUUAUCUAUGGGAGCCUGGAGCAAGACCGACGGUGCCACCCAAGCUGGAGCGAGGAUAAAUGCCGGAAAGUGAAAGCUUUGUCGCAUGAAAGAAAAAUGAAAGACAAUGCCGAUGCACUAGCAAGUCAUCUGCGAGAAAGUGGCCAGUUGAGAAAGGUACGGGUAAAGGAAUAUCAAGAUGAGGACCAUGGGAGUGUGGUUGGUGGUGGUAUUAGUUGGGCAGUCGGCGCUAUCUUGGACGAUGGCAGAUUCUUUUCUGAUGGGGAUAAUUAA
Molecule: messenger RNA, 1226 nt
Organism: Aspergillus alliaceus
Lineage: Eukaryota; Fungi; Ascomycota; Eurotiomycetes; Eurotiales; Aspergillaceae
Product: alpha/beta hydrolase
Exons: 2
Coding region: 312-1226 (304 amino acids)
Molecular function (GO): hydrolase activity, acting on ester bonds
Source: RefSeq, a predicted model, not a curated record